Messenger RNA from Hypomesus transpacificus, 4000 nucleotides. RefSeq names its product kelch-like family member 15 (gene klhl15). Gene Ontology annotation, biological process: nuclear protein quality control by the ubiquitin-proteasome system; protein ubiquitination. Gene Ontology annotation, molecular function: protein binding. NCBI's taxonomy places the organism in Eukaryota, Metazoa, Chordata, Actinopteri, Osmeriformes, Osmeridae. The record is from RefSeq and is a predicted model, not a curated record. Gene Ontology annotation, cellular component: nucleus; Cul3-RING ubiquitin ligase complex. Bases 171 to 2201 code for a protein of 676 amino acids. The transcript has 9 exons.
UGCAGAGAAUAGUAUGGCGUCGGCAAUGGAUAUUGACUCCAUAGACAAGCUGUAUUUUGAUUUCUAUAACAUUUACAGUCUAAUUAAAUAAGAGGGGGCGUUAUAAUGGACUACAAGGAAAUGCAUUUUUACAGUCCGUUUUCUUGAUCCCGGAUUCAUACCCACAACCCAUGUCCGAAGGACCCAGAGCUGCUUGGUCGAAGAGGGGUUGUGGGGACUCGCAUCGCCGAGAUCAAGGUAAACAUAAGCAGAGGAAAUGUGAGCAUUCCCUCACCGUGUUCUCUGUGAAGCCCGAGACUGUCCACCCGGGCCCAAAAAGGUGUGUGAUGUCGGGGGGGGACGUGGAGGUGUACCUGUCCCAGGUGCAUGAUGGGAGUGUGUCCUCAGGUUUCAGGGCGCUCUAUGAAGAGCGUCUCCUAUUGGACGUAACGCUGCUGAUUGAAGAACAUCACUUCCAGGCCCACAAAGCCCUUCUGGCGACCCAGAGUGACUACUUCCGAGUGAUGUUCACAGCGGACAUGCGUGAAAGAGACCAAGACAAGAUCCACAUGAAGGGCUUGACGGCAGCAGGGUUUGGCCAUGUGCUGAGAUUCAUGUACUACGGGUCUCUGGAGCUCAGCAUGCCCACCGUCCAGGAGAUACUGCAGGCAGCCAUGUACGUGCAGCUGACGGAGGCGGUGGAGUUCUGCUGCUCCUUCCUGCUGGCCAAGAUCUGCCUGGAGAACUGUGCCGAGGUCAUGCGCCUCCUGGAGGACUUCAGCGUGGGAGUGGAGGGAGUCCAGGAGCAGCUCGACAACUUCCUGCUGGAGAACUUUGUCCCUCUGAUGAGCAGACCCGACUUCCUGUCCUACCUCAGCCUGGAGAGACUGCAGGCGUACUUAGACAGUGACGCUCUGAGUCGCUUCCCGGAGAUCGAGCUGUAUGAGGCCGUGCAAGCCUGGCUCCGACACGACCGGCGGCGCUGGAGACACACGGACACCAUCGUCCAAUCCCUCCGCUUCUGUCUCAUGACCCCGGCCAACGUCUUCGAGAAGGUGAAGACCUCAGAGUUUUACCGUUACUCGCGGCAACUGCGACAGGACGUGGACCAGGCGCUGAGCUACUUCCACGACGUCAACGAGCAGCCUCUGGUGGAGACGCGCUCCAACCGCAUCCGCUCGGUGCGACCGCAGACCGCCGUGUUCAGGGGCAUGAUCGGACACAGCAUGGUGAACAGCAAGAUCCUGCUCCUGCACAGGCCCAAGGUGUGGUGGGAGCUGGAGGGACCCCAGGUGCCUCUAAGGCCAGACUGCCUGGCCAUCGUCAACAACUUUGCCUUCCUGCUCGGAGGGGAGGAGUUGGGCCCGGACGGGGAGUUCCACGCUUCCUCCAAAGUGUACCGCUACGACCCCCGUCAGAACUCCUGGCUCCGCAUGGCGGACAUGUCCGUGCCCAGAUCGGAGUUUGCCGUUGGUGUCAUUGGCAAGUUCAUCUACGCCGUCGCGGGUCGCACGCGCGACGAGACCUUCUAUUCCACGGAGCGCUACGACAUCACGGAGGACCGCUGGGAGUUUGUGGACCCGUACCCCGUCAACAAGUACGGCCACGAGGGAACGGUGCUCAACGGCAAGCUGUACAUCACCGGCGGCAUCACCUCCUCCUCCACCUCCAAGCAGGUGUGCGUGUUCGACCCCGGCCGGGAGGGGGGCGGCGGGGAGGGGGUGUGCGGGGGCGGAGCUGGGGCCGCAGACACACACAGGACACGGGCGGGCCGCAGCCCCCUCCUCCCCAGCACACACACCAACUGCUGGGAGAACAAGUCCAAGAUGAACUACGCCCGCUGCUUUCACAAGAUGAUCUCCCACAAUGGGAAGCUGUAUGUGUUUGGAGGUGUGUGCGUGAUCCUGAGGGCUUCCUUCGAGUCCCAAGGGUGCCCGUCCACCGAGGUGUACGACCCAGAGACAGACGAGUGGACCAUCCUGGCGUCCAUGCCCAUAGGGCGCAGCGGCCACGGGGUGGCCGUGCUGGACAGGCAGAUCAUGGUACUGGGGGGGCUGUGUUACAACGGCCACUACAGUGACUCCAUCCUCACCUUCGACCCGGAAGAGAACAAGUGGAAAGAGGACGAGUAUCCCAGGAUGCCUUGCAAACUGGACGGGUUGCAGGUGUGCAGUCUGCACUUUCCUGAGUACGUGCUGGAGCACGUCAGACGAUGCAGCUGAGGUCUGGUUUAAACACGCCUCCUUUUUUUUGCUCUAGGAACUCCCACUAAUAUGACUGAGUCCUCCCACUAAGUCUUGGGACUGUGGGUGGUAGGUGUUUACAGGUGUGAAACUAAUACUCGUAUGCUGACGCUUUUAAACUAGAGACCAGUGCUUAUUUGAGACAAAGAUGAAACAAUGCGCCAUAGUUUUCUGUCCGUAAUGAUGGAAUAAGGUUCUCUAGUGGUCCGUUGUGGUUGAUCCUUUUCAAAGAAAUACGCUUUGUCAGAAAAAAGGGAAAAAUGUGAGGGGGGGGGGGAGGUUUUCAUUCAGCAGAUUUAUUUUUAAUUUGUACGUGGACUACGGUCAGUUUCAUAUUUUACUGUAUUUAUUCUGUCUGAGAUCUAGCAGCUCUACUCUCCUAUAACUCCAUUAUAAUCGCCAAUGUGUUCAUGUUCGUGUGACGGAUCUCGUCUGUGUUCCCCACCCCGUGCCUGGGCUGGGGGAGCUGGAAUGUGUGAGUGUGGGUGUUUGCCAACAUGGAUGUAUGUGGGUGUGCGCACCCGUGCAGCUGAAUGACGCAUGUCAUGAACUGAGAGAAGAAGAAGACAAAAAUACACUACUGGUUGUGUGAGGGCUUCUUAGUCCAAUACUGAUGUUGACGAUGUCACAAUUGCAUUGUAAUGCUGUUCCGCUGCUGAGUGCCAGUCAGAGAUGAAAGGUCAGGGGUCAUUCACUGUUAAAGAGGACCCUUGACACCGAAUGGCUACUUUUAUUUAUGUUUCUCAUGCUUUUCUCACUCCUUAGGCUUUGGAUGUGGCUCCAUGGGUAUGUUUUGUAGCAGGAUCCAUCCAUUGGGAUACGUUUCCUGGAUAGUCUGUAAGAAUAUACAGCUUAAUUGACCACAUCUCUAGCUGGUUAUACCUUUAGAUAAGUGUCUGGACCUAGUCAAGGCUCUGGCUCUCUUCCUCUUUUUAUAUGUGCAACUACGAAAAGGGCUAAAGCACAUACGAAUGCAGUUCAGUCAGCAAUGUUUUGAUUCUCAACAGCUUCCUGUCACUGUGCAUGUGUCACCAUGCAGCUUUGUAGAUCAUUCAGACUUUAGAGUGCUUUGAAAGAGGAACAUCGUGUAUUUAUGCGCUUUAAAACAUUUUACUCUCCCACCGUCAUGCUUCCCUCUCUUCCCCAAGUCCGCACCAAUUCAGCAAUAUCGAGAGAGAAGCUGAUCUUACUGUCAUCCCUCCUGCCAAAGCUCAUCAAACCAGCGAUGCAGUGUUCACACGGUUGCGUUUAAACAUGCAGAUCUCUGUGGUGAAAUGAAAUAGUUGACUGGUUCAAGUACUGUACCAUGUAGAAUCCUCAGCUGUAAGGCUACCGUAAUGUUUGAUCACGGGUAGUAGCUUGUUAUCUGACGUGCUGCAUUGAUAUGGCAAAGGCAGGUAGAGUAGAGAAUAACCAGCGGGCCCAUCUUCUGUCUCCACGGUGUCAUUGUUUAUUUGUCUGAAUUACAGUCUAUAUAUACCAUUAACUAUAAUAUAUGCCAAAAUUCAAGUCUUCAAACUGCUUCUUAUGCAGCUCAAACUGUGUAUGCUAUACUACUGUUAUUUUUGUUGAGGGCACGGCUUGUCAUAGCUCAGCAUUUUUAAUUCCACUCAUCACCCUUCCGUAUUUCAGUAGGUUAAAAUAAUAGGUUAGGCUCUCGAGGAUAAAACAAAACCCUGUACGCUGAAAAAAAUGAAAUGAAACGUAUAAUCUGAGUAGCCACUAUUUGGAACAGUUUGUAAUUUCUUGAAGGAAAUAAAUGUUCAUACAGCUUUCCA